AUGCAUUUCUUUGAUGUUGCCACACGCACAGACACACCAUGGGUCUGUUAUAAUAUCUCAUACACGUCAGACUGUGGACUGACCCUGGGACGGACCCUGGGACUGACCCUGGGACUGACCCUGGGACGGACCCUGGGACUGACCCUGGGACUGACCCUGGGACGGACCCUGGGACUGACCCUGGGACUGACCAUGGGACGGACCAUGGGACUGACCCUGGGACUGACCCUGGGACGGACCCUGGGACUGACCAUGGGACGGACCCUGGGACGGACCAUGGGACUGACCAUGGGACGGACCCUGGGACGGACCAUGGGACGGACCCUGGGACGGACCAUGGGACGGACCAUGGGACGGACCAUGGGACUGACCCUGGGACGGACCCUGGGACGGACCAUGGGACGGACCCUGGGACGGACCAUGGGACGGACCAUGGGACUGACCCUGGGACUGACCCUGGGACUGACCAUGGGACGGACCAUGGGACUGACCCUGGGACUGACCAUGGGACGGACCAUGGGACUGACAAGUUCAACUCCCAGGGCCAUGGAUGCAGGAUACAGAGGAGAAGCUGGGACAGUGUGGCAUGUGAUGCAGCGUCCGGAUGAACCGCGGAGUAAAGAGGACUUCAGACUCGUGGAGGUGUUCCUCAGUGGAGGAGCACCAUGGGGCUUCACCCUGAGAGGAGGCCUGGAGCACCGAGAACCUCUGCUCAUCACCAAGGUGGAGGAGGGCAGUAAAGCAUCCGCCGUGGGUCUCCAGGUGGCAGACGAACUCGUCAACAUCAAUGAGAUUCCCCUGAGUGGAUUCAGACAGGAGGCGAUCUGCCUCGUCAAAGGCUCCCACAGGACACUUAGCCUGGUGGUUAAGAGUGCCGCUGUGCUCCAGCGUCAGCUGGAUGGUCCUGUUCUGCUGCUACACGUCACUCUCUAA
This is a messenger RNA of Knipowitschia caucasica, 933 nucleotides long. Lineage: Eukaryota; Metazoa; Chordata; Actinopteri; Gobiiformes; Gobiidae. The record is from the annotation of a GenBank genome assembly.